Messenger RNA from Bactrocera dorsalis (oriental fruit fly), 1482 nucleotides. Its product is annotated as serine/arginine repetitive matrix protein 2. The record is from RefSeq and is a predicted model, not a curated record. The transcript has a single exon. NCBI's taxonomy places the organism in Eukaryota, Metazoa, Arthropoda, Insecta, Diptera, Tephritidae. The coding region runs from base 149 to 1414 and encodes 421 amino acids.
CAGUUCAGCAACGAAGCCGACGACGAAAGCAGUAAACAAAAUAAAAGUGAGGAGUUAGUGCAGAAAAUACGUACAACGGUAAUAAAAAAGAGGAAAGACUAAAUAAUCAGAAUACUAUUUUCCAAAAAUAUCACUCAGCCAGGAGAACAUGGAAGCCAAAAUGACUGAUCCGGAGGCAGAUCUAAAAUUAUUGCUAAAAGCGGUAAAGAAAGCAUACAAAGCACAGAAAUUGCUAAACGAAGCCAUUAAACGGUUGGAGGCUUCAAACGAAAAACAGAAGAAGAAGCACAAGGAGCCGAAGAAUAGUGGUAAUAGUAGCUCUAGUUCAAGUUCUGGUACUAGCUCUAGUUCCAGCUCGAGUUCUAGUUCCAGCUCAAGUUCUAGUGACACUGAUGGCGAAAUAUUUAUCGAUUUAACGAAAGAAGUAAGCAAACCAUCCAAACGUCACCAUGGACGUAAACACCAUCAUGGACGACGUAAUCGUCAUGGACGUGAUCGUUCGCGCUCUCGUUCGCAUUCUCGCGGAAGAUCUCGUGGUCACUCACGCGGUCAUUCCAAGACACGUGAUGAAGAGUUGCGUCAACUGUCGAAAUGUUUUCGUGGCGCCAGCCUGCAAGCAACACAUGGUCCUCACCAGAAACACCACUGGCACUUGCGAUCACAUACUAGACCCGAAGUAGCUGGUAGAGCAAACAGGGGAUCUCGAUCUAAUUCACACGAAGGUCACAAAAAAUGCGAAGAUAACAAAAGGCGUAAGGAUAAGAAGCGCAAGGAACCGAAAUAUAUUGAUACUAGUAGCUCUAGUUCAAGUUCUGGUACAAGUUCAAGCUCCAGCUCCAGUUCGAGUUCUAGCUCAAGUUCCAGUUCUAGUGACACUGAUGGUGAAACUUUUAUCGAUUUGAAGAAUAAAGUGGGCAAACCUUCAAAACGUCACCAUGGCCGUAAGCACCAUCAUGAAGGACGUAAUCGACGUGGACGUGAUCGUUCGCGCUCUCGCUCGGAUUCUCGUGGACGAUCUCGUGGAAACUCUCGCCGUCAUUCCCGUGGAUGUUCUCGCGAACACUCACGUGGACUUUCAAGGGGACACUCACGUGAUCGUUCCAAGACACGUGAUCAAGAGUUGUGUCAACUGGCGCAAUUUCUUCGCGGCGUCAGCCUACAAACAGUAGGAGGAGCUAUUAAACAUGGUCGUCAUCAUGAACACCACCGGCGCUUGCGAUCACAUACUAGACCCGAAGUAGCUGGUAAAGCAAACAGAGGAUCUCGGUCUAAUUUACACGAAUGUCGCAAUAAACGCGAACAUGAGAAAAGGUGUAAGAAUAAGAAGCGUCACAGCGCUAAGGAUCAGUCAAAACAUGAGGCGGAAGGAUUCCAAAGGCAGAGACGUAGGGCACACAGUGAGCCUCGUCAUUAAAAGGAGCAGUGCUACAGAAGUUUUUCAGUUUUAGCUUUUAUAUUGUUAACAUUAUUAUCAUUAUAUUU